This is a messenger RNA of Drechmeria coniospora, 1530 nucleotides long. RefSeq names its product sulfate transporter. The record is from RefSeq and is a predicted model, not a curated record. The transcript is spliced from 3 exons. NCBI's taxonomy places the organism in Eukaryota, Fungi, Ascomycota, Sordariomycetes, Hypocreales, Ophiocordycipitaceae. Gene Ontology annotation, molecular function: molybdate ion transmembrane transporter activity. The coding region runs from base 1 to 1530 and encodes 509 amino acids. Gene Ontology annotation, biological process: molybdate ion transport.
AUGCUCCCCGCCCAAUUUUACAGUACUGCACGGAGUACUCCGUACGGAGUAGCACCAUUAUUCAUCGCACCCAACGGAGUACAUCUUACUGUACUUACUUUCGCACCUCAUCAUCCAGAGUUCCGUUUCCAGCCUCGUUUCCCCGUCCUCCUAGACGAAUACUUGGACGAAGCGGCCGAUCCUCCUGCUCUCACCAUGACUUCCUGGCUGACCAAUCUCCGCCGGCGAAACGACCACAAUGUCUCGACCAUCCGCCGCGCGCCUCUCGCCGAGCUGUCGGGCUCUCUCGGCGACCUCGGAACCCUGCUGCCGCUCACGAUUGCCCUCGCUGUCCAGGGCUCCGUCGACUUGGCUUCGACUCUCGUCUUCUCUGGCCUCUUCAACAUCCUCACCGGCCUCUUCUUCGGCAUCCCCUUGCCGGUCCAACCGAUGAAGGCCAUCGCUUCGGCCGCCCUCUCCGGCCGCGAGCAUCCGUCCAUGGCCGUCGUCACCGCCGCCGGCCAGUGGGUCGCCGCCGCCGUCCUCGUCAUGAGCGUCACGGGACUUCUUCGGUGGUCCGUCGCCGUCGUCCCCGUCCCCGUCGUCAAGGGCAUCCAGCUCGGCGCCGGCCUGUCCUUGAUUCUCGGGGCGGGCACCUCCCUGGUGCAGCCCCUUCGCUGGCUGCAUCCUGUCCUCGACAACCGGCUCUGGGCUCUCUUCGCCUUCCUCGUUCUCAUCGCCACCCAGCAUCUCCCGCGCUUCCCCUACGCCUUGAGCUCCUUCGUCUUGGCCUUGGCGUUUGCCCUUGUUGCCGUCCUCGACGCCCACCAUGGGCUGCCGUCGGUCCAUCUCUGGCACCCAAGCUUUGGCAUCCCCGCCUGGAUCGGCUACCAUGACGCACCCGCCCUGUGGAUGGCCAUCGGGCAGCUGCCUUUGACCACGCUCAACUCCAUCAUCGCCGUUCACGCCUUGGCGGCCGACCUGCUUCCCGGCGUGCCCACGCCGUCCGUCACCUCCAUCGGCAUCAGCGUCGCUUUGAUGAAUCUGACCGGAACCUGGUUUGGCGCCAUGCCCGUCUGCCACGGCGCUGGCGGGCUCGCCGCCCAGUAUCGUUUUGGUGCGCGCAGCGGCGCGAGCGUCAUCAUUCUCGGCACCGUCAAGCUCGCUCUCGGCCUCGUCUUCGGACAGACGCUCAUCGAUCUCCUGAGACAGUAUCCCAAGAGUCUACUCGGCAUUAUGGUCCUCGCUGCCGGCUUGGAGCUUGCCAAAGUCGGCUACACCCUCAACCAGGGGGCUCCGGACUUGUGGGCUUACGCCGAAGGAGAUGCCGACGCCGUCCUUGCGAGGAGUCAUCGCAAGCUCACCGAGGAGGAGCGUUUGGAGAGGUGGACCGUCAUGCUGAUGACGACGGCCGGUAUCUUGGCUUUCCGAAACGAUGCCGUCGGCUUCCUCGCCGGAAUGCUGUGCCACGGCGCCUACGCCCUUUCCCGACGGCUCGUCAGGCGGGAGAAUGCACGUUCGCCAACCGAGCGAGCGCCCUUGCUUCUUUGA